CGCUGUCUCCUCCGUUUUACUAGAUCAGUACGAGCCGUAGACGGGCAACGUGUUCUUCCUUAAUCGUGUUCCUCGUUUGCUUUCGCUUUCAAAUAGCUCUCUUUUGCUUCAAGAGUCAAAUUCGAGUAUCCUAACGCUCAUUGUUCCUUCAUUUCGCGUCAUUUAUUUCUAUUAUAUUUUUUUGUCAAUUCUUAUCGAACACCGGUAAAAAAGAAGAAAGGUGACAAAUUGGAAAGAAAAUGCAAGUGUACAGUGAAAAUCCUGGAUCACCCUGUGUUUCUCGUGAUAAACUACUAAACGAGAAGAAUUCUUUAACUCUUCGGGAACUCAUAGAUGGUUUACACGAAGCUUUCGAAACUGACUACGUGAAUAUAGACAGGGUUCAAUAUCUAAUGGCCUCGUACAGAAGCAACCCCGCAGAAUGGAAAAAAUAUGCAAAAUUUGACAGAUACAGGUAUACAAGAAAUUUAGUCGAUGAAGGAAAUGGAAGGUUCAAUCUAAUGAUUCUAUGUUGGGGAGAAGGUCAUGGUUCAGCAAUACAUGAUCAUGCGAAUGCACAUUGCGUAAUGAAAAUUCUCCAAGGUGAACUCUUUGAGACACGGUACGCGUGGCCUACACAGCGUGAGAAACCAGAAGAAUUACAAGAAUUGGAAAAAAAUACUCUCGGUCUUAAUCAGAUAUGUUAUAUCAAUGAUUCUUUAGGACUUCAUCGAGUUGAAAAUCCGAGUACCGUGAAUCCUGCUAUUUCUUUACACUUGUAUUCACCACCGUUCUCUUCCUGUUCCGUUUUCAAUAAACAAACUGGACAAAAAAGCUCGUGUAAAGUUACAUUUUGGUCGGAAUACGGAGAUAAGCGAAACCGUGAAAUCCAAGAUGCUAGGUGCCCUGAAGAUAAUUAAUAUAUCAUAAGUGAAAUUCAUACCAGCGAUAAUCAUUUGAAUAAUUAUUCUAACUUAAACAAAAUAAAGAGAUAGUAUAUGCUUUUUUAAAUACUAUACCAAAUGAUCAGAAUGUUCCUGAUAUUUUAAUUAAAAGAAUAAAAAAAAGGUGCAAGAUA
This is a messenger RNA of Bombus huntii, 1057 nucleotides long. Its product is annotated as cysteine dioxygenase type 1. Gene Ontology annotation, molecular function: ferrous iron binding; cysteine dioxygenase activity. The transcript is spliced from 5 exons. Lineage: Eukaryota; Metazoa; Arthropoda; Insecta; Hymenoptera; Apidae. The coding region runs from base 240 to 899 and encodes 219 amino acids. The record is from RefSeq and is a predicted model, not a curated record. Gene Ontology annotation, biological process: L-cysteine catabolic process.